CACACUACCACACUUGACCGGGUUCACUAGGUAUUGCAGCAUCCCACCAAAUCCAACCCGCUUCCAUUUCCAUUUCCUAGGAAUAUCACCAAGGUUAAAAAACGACAUUUCAUGGUAACAUCCUAAUUCUCUGCUGUCGUUAGCUGGGGCAUUUCUUUGAGUCGAACUUGAUAUCUCAAAGAACCAUGGCGUCUCCGGAUCUCGUAGAAGCUAUUGGGAAGCUUCAAAUCGCAGGCGAUACCAGCAUCGACGAUAUCCUCUUCCAACAAGGGCCCCGCAAGCGAUUAAAGCAGGACCCGGCAGCGCUCAAGGCAGAACUCGAACAGAAAUUCCUGACUCCCUCCAAUACUUUCUCUACCGAAUGGCUCAACCGUCUACAGCAACGAUGGGACUGUCCGACCGAUCUCACCGAACUCUUUCGCAUUGCGCCGACCCAGACCCGAACUGUUACACGGUUCCAGCGCCAAGGCCUCGAGGGUAGAGUGACGGGAUACAAGAAUGUCACUGUGCCUGCAAACAGUGCCACAGCCAAGAACUCGACCUCCUUAAUGCGUAAGCCUGGCAGCCGUGUCGAUUUCGUUCGUGGAGCUGCAGGUUUCUUCCCUUUCGCGCCAGGUGGUUUGGAGAGCGUCGAGGCGACCGCCGCCAUAGAGGAUCAGAUGGUGCGCUCUGAAACUACCGGCACACGGAAUAAGUUAGAGCGAGUCAUCAAGCUCGGUGCCGAGGGCGGACUUCUCGAGGUGGCCCCUGGUAUGGAGAGAGGCAUUGACUUUACCAAGAAGAAAUCCAAGGUCAACGAGAAAGAAGCCAAGGCAAUCGAAGCAGAACUCGACCAGGAACCUGAACAAGAGCCAGAGACAGAGGAGGUUAAUGGACAUGUAGAAGCUAACGGUACCGAAGAUGAACCCGACGAGGAAGAUUCCGAAGAUAUUGAUUCGCUCUUACCAGUCGAGUUUCCAGCUUUGGAGCCGCAUAGUAAUCUUGCCGCGUCCAGUGCAAGGAAGGCCGGCCGAGAAUGGGCUCACAUGGUGGACAUCAACCGCGACAUCACCAACUUCAGAGAGCUCGUUCCUAAUAUGGCUAGAGAGUGGCCAUUCGAGCUCGACACCUUCCAGAAAGAAGCCAUCUAUCAUCUUGAAAAUGGUGACUCGGUUUUUGUUGCUGCGCAUACAUCAGCCGGCAAGACUGUUGUGGCCGAAUAUGCUAUUGCGCUAGCUGCGAGACAUAUGACCAAGGCUAUCUACACAUCACCUAUCAAAGCCUUAAGUAAUCAAAAAUUCCGAGAUUUUAGACAGACCUUCGACGAGGUUGGUAUCUUGACGGGCGAUGUUCAGAUCAACCCCGAAGCAAGUUGUUUGAUCAUGACUACCGAAAUUCUAAGAAGUAUGCUGUAUAGAGGCGCCGACUUGAUUCGAGAUGUAGAGUUUGUCAUCUUCGACGAAGUUCACUACGUCAACGAUUUCGAGCGAGGUGUAGUUUGGGAAGAAGUUAUCAUUAUGCUCCCAGAACAUGUGUCACUUAUCCUUCUCUCAGCCACUGUUCCAAAUACGUACGAAUUUGCAUCCUGGGUUGGUAGGACCAAAAAGAAGGAUAUAUACGUUAUUUCAACUCCGAAGCGACCUGUACCCUUGGAACAUUUCCUAUGGGCUGGCAAGAACAUUUACAAGAUCGUCGACAGUGAUAAGAAAUUCAUCGAAAGAGGUUGGAAAGAUGCAGACCAGGCGAUACGCGGGAAGGAUAAGGUUCUUCCGGCACCCGCCGCUCGUGGUGGUGGAAAUCAGCGAGGCAAUCAACGAGGAGGCCCUCAGCGCGGCGGUCAACAACGCGGUGGCCAGCGAGGUGGUGGGCAACAAAGAGGCAGAGGAGGUCCCCCUAGAGCUAGCCAUGCGCCUGGACAUAUGGGUCGUGCCGGGCGACCGGGCGGCUUUUCGUCGGUCAACCAGGACAAGAACUUAUGGGUUCAUCUCGUGCAAUUCUUGAGAAAGUCUACUUUAUUGCCCGCUUGCAUCUUCGUCUUCUCCAAGAGGAGAUGCGAAGAAAAUGCAGAUGCAUUGAGCAACCAAGAUUUCUGCACCGCUCAAGAGAAGAGCCACAUCCACAUGAUUAUCCAGAAAUCAAUUGCUCGUCUACGGCCAGAGGAUCGAGUUCUACCACAGAUUAUUCGUCUGCGCGAACUCUUGAGCCGAGGUAUCGCGGUACACCAUGGCGGUCUCCUGCCGAUUGUCAAGGAAAUUGUUGAGAUUCUGUUCGCUCAAACGUUGGUCAAGAUUCUUUUCGCAACAGAGACCUUUGCUAUGGGCCUGAAUCUACCGACAAGAACUGUCGUAUUUUCCGGCUAUAGAAAGCAUGAUGGUCAUUCGUUCCGAAACCUUCUCCCCGGCGAAUACACCCAAAUGGCUGGCAGAGCUGGCCGUCGUGGUCUUGACCCCGUUGGAUCCGUCAUCAUCGUACCUCCUGGAAGUGUAGACGAAGCGCCUCCUGUGAGCGACCUUCAGAAGAUGAUACUAGACCCGCCUAGUAAGCUGCGGUCUCAGUUCAGAUUGACGUACAACAUGAUCCUAAACCUGCUAAGAGUGGAGGCGUUGAAGAUUGAGGAGAUGAUUAAGCGCAGCUUCUCUGAACACGCCACCCAACAACUACUCCCAGAGCAUGAGAAGGCUGUCAAGGUUUCUGAAGCCGAUUUGGCCAAGGUGAAACGAGAGCCAUGUAAAAUUUGCGAUGAAUCUCUAGAAGCAUGUCAUCAAGCUGCAAUGAACUAUAAACAGUUGACCCAUGAACUCUACAAAGGUCUCCUAACUAUACCCAUUGGCAAAAAGCUAUUUACACAAUCACGAUUGAUUGUGUUCAACAAGGACGGUGUACGAACUCCAGGAAUCCUAUUAUCAAACGGUGUCAGCACGAAAAUAUCGGGAGGCGAGCCAACUGUACACGUGUUCGAGAUAAGGACCGAGCGCGAAACUCGCAACGAGACAGAUCUGCUGCCUUUUAUAGAAUCAUUCAGGUUCUUACUAACAGCCAUGCCGCGCCAGAGAAGGUCGAUGCUUUCACGAAUCGUACAUGUUCCACUUAGCGACGUUGAAUGUCUCACGGGCAAAAUCACUACUGGAAUCGUGCCCGACUUCUUCGAGCAGGGAGAGUCGCGUCAGAAAGCAAAAGACCAGAUGAUGGCAAUCUGCAAGACCUGGGAUUCGGAUAUAUGGAACGAGGUCAGCUUUGCUAAGAUCAAGAACUUGCCGUUGCAGGAGAUCAUCGGGAAGCGCCGACAGGAAGAGGCUACCAUUAAAGUUACCGCGACUACUUAUUGUCGGAACUUUUUGAAGCACUUCGCCAUGUGUCAUGAUCAGUGGCUUAUCAAGGAACAUAUUUCAUCUCUUCGUUCAGCGCUCGCCGAUCAAAACCUCCAGUUAUUACCAGAUUAUGAGCAGCGUAUCCAAGUCCUAAAAGACCUUUCGUUCAUUGACGACGAUACACGCAUCCAACUCAAAGGCAAAGUCGCAUGCGAGAUCCACUCAGCCGAUGAGCUCGUCCUCACGGAACUUAUCCUCGACAACGUCCUCGCAGACUACGAACCAGCAGAAAUCGCCGCUCUGCUCUCGGCCUUCGUGUUCCAGGAGAAAACCGAAUCAGUGCCCAACCUCACGGGCAGCCUCGAGCGCGGCAUGAAGACAAUCAUCGAGAUCAGCGAAAAGGUCAACACGGUGCAGACGGACCGGCAGGUGAUCCAGAGCGCGGAGGACAGCAACGACUUCGUGUCGCGGCCGCGGUUCGGGCUCAUGGAGGUGGUGUACGAGUGGGCGCGCGGGAUGAGCUUCAAGAACAUCACGGACCUGACGGACGUGCUGGAGGGCACGAUCGUGCGGACGAUCACGCGCCUCGACGAGACGUGUCGCGAGGUCAAGAACGCGGCGAGGAUCAUUGGAGACCCGGAGCUGUACCAGAAGAUGCAGACUGCGCAGGAGAUGAUCAAGAGGGAUAUCACGGCCGUGGCUAGUUUGUAUAUGUAGUUUGGGCGUCUGUCUACGUGUUGUUCAUGGUUUCUAACCUUACCAUGUAUCUAGUCAGGGACCAAGGGAUAUGAUAAGGGAGGUUGUGCGUGUUGCAGUUGCUAUCGCAUUUAAGGACUCGGAAAAUUCAUGAUGGAGGGUAUGAUCAUGAGAUGAGAUGAACGGUAUAAUGAUGUUACUAUGAAUCAGACUUGCAAUUUGGUACAUUCCUAUCAUUUUUUUCAUGUGAUUGGUGAGUUUCUGUCUAUUUCUAGUAAUAGAAUAACACCUGGCAUGUGUUUUUCAAGGAGCGACGACUUCCUAAUCUGAGGUAGGUUAGGGGUGGGAGUGGUAAUUACCC
Annulohypoxylon truncatum is the source of this 4344-nucleotide messenger RNA. Its product is annotated as antiviral helicase. Gene Ontology annotation, biological process: nuclear-transcribed mRNA catabolic process, 3'-5' exonucleolytic nonsense-mediated decay. Gene Ontology annotation, cellular component: Ski complex. The coding region runs from base 186 to 4004 and encodes 1272 amino acids. The transcript is spliced from 2 exons. Gene Ontology annotation, molecular function: RNA helicase activity; RNA binding; ATP binding. The record is from RefSeq and is a predicted model, not a curated record. NCBI's taxonomy places the organism in Eukaryota, Fungi, Ascomycota, Sordariomycetes, Xylariales, Hypoxylaceae.